CACGUGCGCCGUCUUUACGGAGAUUCAUGAAAAGACAAAGCUAGCUAGAAAGUUGAGUGAGCUAUAUAAAUCUGUGUUGCAAGAACUGGUUUAACGCUCCAUCAACACUCUUACAGUCACCAGGCAAGGCUUCGACUGUCUAAAGAAACGGGUUCGCACAAGACACAAGCAUGUUAGCUACUGUCAAGCCGAGCACUGUCGGCCUGAAGUCACUGAAGUCCCCUCAGGCCCUGAGCCCCCUACCCACUUCACCUCUUUCCGCGAGCAACCUCACAAACAGCCUCACGAUUCAUGCUCAAGCUACUACCAUCUCUGAUUCAGAUCUGACCAGCUUAUCUUGGCUACAAAAGCCUGGGGUCUUGACCUCUAUGUGUACUGCCCUCACUGGCUCCCCUCAUCGUAUUAGCAAGAUUGGGACUACAGCCAUAAGAAGGCCUCGACAAGGAAAGACAUCUGCCAAACAGCAAGUAUCCAACAGCAAGGCAAAGGAAGCAGACAAGAUGGUCAACGUUAUAUUAAACGUUCGAAAUCGCCGCUACAACGAAAACGGAGAAGAAGUGCACAAACCACCACUGUCAUUUGCUUGUAUGAUUUUCAUGGCUCUGGAAAGCUCUCCAACAAAAACGCUACCAGUUAAAGAAAUUUACGAUUGGAUAGUCUGGAAAUUCCCAUUUUAUCGCACUGCUGCUUCCGGUUGGAAGAAUUCGAUUCGACACAAUCUAUCUCUCAACAAAUGCUUCAAGAAAGUGGAUCGCUACUCCACUAGGUCAAAGAGUGCUCUAAGCAAGGGUGGAUUUUGGACAGUGGACCCUGACUAUAGGCGGAGUCUCCUCACUGCAUUGGAGCGUUGUCCUUAUCAUCCGUACCAUAGCUACUCAUCCCCUCCACUGUCCCCCAGCUCAAGCAACGGCAGUCUAGAAAGCCUAGACCCAGCCGACAGAGACGCAGCCCUCACCAUGUGUAUGAUAUCAGGGGGGUCAGAGUGCAGGAGAUUCCCCGGCAAGCUAGCGGGCGUGUACCAUGACCACACCUACUCCAAGAUCAUCGUCAGACCUCCUGUUACAAUCAAACUACCAAGGAGACGAAAUAAAAUAUUGACUCUUGACGAGAUAGCGGCUGCUGCUGAGCUCAUCCUGGCACAAGAGGAGAGGGGCGAUUCCCCUGACGACAGCUCGGAUGAGGGGGUGGACAGUGACUAUGAUGACGAUGUGGAGAGUGAGGGGGCGGAAAGUGAGGACGGUGACCUUGGUGAUAGUGGAUACGGGGGUGGGACCUCUCCCAUGGACACAAGUUUAUCCCUGGAGGAGAUGGGUGCCGAUGCUCUGCUGUGUCUGGCUACUAGCAGUCGUAGCUCCACACCUCACACCUACACUGACUGAAUCAAAUGAAUGUUCUAAAUCACCAUUAUAAUAGUAAUAUUGCAAUAAUCAAAGCUUUUCACGCUCUUGUUUGUAUCAUACGCUAUUAAUUCAUUGACUACAAGAAUGUGUGAACUUAUAUUUUUUUUUGAGUUUUUUGUAUAGUAUAGUAAUGUUGUGCAGAUAAAAGUAUAUUCAACUUUGUAA
Halichondria panicea is the source of this 1565-nucleotide messenger RNA. Its product is annotated as forkhead box protein N3-like. The coding region runs from base 171 to 1379 and encodes 402 amino acids. Gene Ontology annotation, biological process: regulation of DNA-templated transcription. The transcript has 6 exons. Gene Ontology annotation, molecular function: cis-regulatory region sequence-specific DNA binding; DNA-binding transcription factor activity. Gene Ontology annotation, cellular component: nucleus. Lineage: Eukaryota; Metazoa; Porifera; Demospongiae; Suberitida; Halichondriidae. The record is from RefSeq and is a predicted model, not a curated record.